Molecule: messenger RNA, 706 nt
Organism: Batrachochytrium dendrobatidis JAM81
Lineage: Eukaryota; Fungi; Chytridiomycota; Chytridiomycetes; Rhizophydiales
Exons: 1
Coding region: 37-690 (217 amino acids)
Source: RefSeq, a predicted model, not a curated record
UUGGUAUCAGAUCCAUCGCAUGCACUUGCUACCGUAAUGUCGAAUGUUGUCAAAGGCGGCGAUGAUGUUGCAAUUCCCACUCGUGUAAUGCUGUUGCGUCUUGGAUGUAAUUUGUUUCGUACAUCAGAUCCAUCUAUGCCACUUGCAGCCUUCUCACGACCAGGUGGGAAUGAUACUGCGACAGAUACACGUGCACUGUUUACAAGUAUUGCCAUAGAUAAUCUUCUUUCCUCCAAUAGCCAACUCUGUCAAACGGCAACCAUGCUCAUGUACAAUAUUGUAUGGUCAAUCAGUCAUUUACGAAAAAUCAAGUUGGACAGUAGCAGGACAGGAGCCAAUCCUGGCGUGAUGGCGGACGAAGGAUGGGUUUGUGAAAUAGUAGCAGCAUUAUGUAGCGCAAUUCAAUCCAAAGCAGAGUCAUGCCAAGAAUCAGCAGUGAAGGAAGAGGAUGAAUUGGUACUGCGGUUAGUAGGAGGACUUGGAUUAUGUCUUGUAUUUACAUCGGAACAGGUGAUUGAAUUAGCACAUGUCGUAGGCGUAAUGUCUUCAUUGAAGACAUUGAGUGCAAUUUACACCCAACAUCUCAAGACUGCGAAAGCGAAUUCAACUUUAGACGCAAAGAGAAAGGAUAAACAAGAGUUGAUCAGCCAUUUAUUGAACGAAGUGAUUCAACUGCUGAACUCGAAAUAAAACGAAAAUGUUGAAU